Messenger RNA from Striga asiatica, 684 nucleotides. The record is from the annotation of a GenBank genome assembly. NCBI's taxonomy places the organism in Eukaryota, Viridiplantae, Streptophyta, Magnoliopsida, Lamiales, Orobanchaceae.
AUGAGCACCGAAUUACAGUAUUUUGGAAUGGGGAGCUUGGGGCGGUGGAGCACAGGAUUCAUGGAGUGUUUAAAGAAGAUUAUUACAAGAAAUAGGCUUAUUAUGGAGUGGAUAUCUGUUGUUUUUCUUACAUUCUUCUUCUCGGCAUGUUUUUACGCAACAUGGAACGUUACUGGCCGCAACACAGAGAGUCUUACGGAGGUUCCUUGUUCAUGGACUAUCAAAGCUGUUUACACUUGGUUUGAGUCGAUGGCGAAAAAUCUCGACACAAACGGGACUUGGGAGACGGCCAAUGGGGCACGAUCGAGUGUGGGCGGUCCAAGAAGGCUACUGGGUGGGCCGGGAUCAUCACCGCCGAGGUGCAACUCGAAAUGCGGGAGGUGCAAGCCGUGCAAAGCGGUCCAUGUGGCCGUGCCACCUGGUAACCCGGUCACCGCAGAGUACUACCCUGAAGCUUGGAGGUGCAAGUGUGGGAACAAGCUGUACAUGCCCUAAAGCAAGAUAAAUGUGGGCCAGCAUUACAAUAGUGUUUGCGUAUUGCUCUUGUUUCACAUUAAUAUCACUUUUGAUUUGAUGAGUAGGUUAUAAUAACUUAUGAGACGUAUUUAUUUUUAUGUUGUUGUUAUUAUUAAUAUUUAAAUGCUAUUAAUAUUUACUAAUGUUGGGGUGUGAAAAAUACGUCCU